AUGUCAACGACACUUAAUUAUUCAAGUUUACAAGGUCCAAGUUUAUCUGUUUGUGAUAAUCGUUUAAUGUCAAAAUUAUUAAAUAAAAAACAUCGUUUAUUUCUUCAUAGUCCAAAUUAUCCACGUUUUUGGUUAAUGAUUAAUAGUGACCAAUCAUUACAAGUAUCAAAUAAUAAUCGAAUCGAAUCGACUUCUAUAACAACAACAACAUCAACUUCUCUUAUUCCGCUGACUGAAUCAUCUCAUUUAAAUCAUAAUAAUAUUAAACAUAAUCAUACACUUUCAUAUAUUCUUAUAUUAACUGUUGUCUUUAUUGUUAUUCUUAUAUUAAUUAUACUUUGUUAG
Molecule: messenger RNA, 345 nt
Organism: Rotaria sp. Silwood2
Lineage: Eukaryota; Metazoa; Rotifera; Eurotatoria; Philodinida; Philodinidae
Source: the annotation of a GenBank genome assembly